This is a messenger RNA of Medicago truncatula (barrel medic), 1046 nucleotides long. RefSeq lists its product as uncharacterized. The transcript is spliced from 4 exons. Lineage: Eukaryota; Viridiplantae; Streptophyta; Magnoliopsida; Fabales; Fabaceae. Gene Ontology annotation, cellular component: chloroplast envelope. The coding region runs from base 134 to 889 and encodes 251 amino acids. The record is from RefSeq and is a predicted model, not a curated record.
CAAAAGGAAUAGCGACAAAAAGAAAAGAAACCCCAACUCACUCCUCUUCUUCUUCCUUGCAGUUACAUUACACUUGGUGUCACUUGUGACAGUGUAAACUCUAAUCUCAGAAGAAUUAAUCAUCAAAAAGAAAAUGACUCUAUUUUCAUCUCUGCAAAUCACCACCACCACCACCGCAACGGUCUCUUUUCUUCAUCAAUCCUCCUCCUCCUCCUUUCACUCUCACAAUCCCUCUUCAACUAUCUUCUACAAAUCCCUUCUUCCUGGUUUUGCUACUUCACCCUCCUUUUCAUUCAAAAAAACCAGAAAACUCGCUACUACCCGUGCUUCUUUGCUUGAAACUCCAGUUCUAUGGGUUGGUAGGAUCUGCAUCUACUACGCCCUUGUCAAAACUGGCUUCGUUGGAUCUCCAUCAAACCCAAUUCUCUCAGGUUUGGAAAUUGGUGAUGCUGGUGACAGUAGUGAAUCUGGUGGUGACUUAGGGUUCUCUAAAUGGACGCAGGUCAUACUAGGAAAACCAGCAAAGGAAGGAGCUAAUGUAGGGAACCUUAAGAGUAAAUGGCAUCCUACAACCAAGGGUACACUGAGAAGGAACUACAGAGUCCCAUCCAAGUCAGAGGGGCGACGACUUCUUAAAGCCAUUGCAUCUCUACUGUCAGAUGAUGACCACUUUGUUGAUGCCACUUCUCACAAGGGUUGUCAAAUUCGAAGAGAAAGUGCUCAUGGAGAAAGUGUUUGUUGCAACAACGUGAGAGCUCUUUUCGACGAGCUACCAACUCCUCAUCUCAUUGUGGAGAUCACACCUUUUCCUGCCGGACCUCUUAGUGACAAGGAUUACACUAAAGCUGAGAAGCUUGAGAGGGUUCUCAGAUCUAGUCCUUCUGUUUGAGCCUUCUUUGGUGUUUCUCGUUUUCAUGUAUAUAUACUUUGCUAGCUUGUAAAUAUUGGCAUCAUGAAGAGAAAUUUGUAUCUGUCAAAUGUUUUACAUUUGAGUUGAAUCAUAAUCACAUCUUUCCAAGACAAAUAACAUGUUACCUUAUUUUGUA